AUGGAAGCUCUCUUGGAACUCAGUCACGAACAACCUCCAAAUCCAGAGAAUUGGCAGCAGAAUGAUGAAGAAGAUGAAUCCCUUUGGGGGUUGCCAUCAAGUGGUGGUGGUGGUGGUCAGGGUGGUGGUUUUGGCGAUGGCGGCGGCGAUGGCGGUGGCGAUGGCGGCGGUGGUUGUGGUUGUCGUGGUGGUGGUGGUAGUGGUGGCGGCGUCCGAAUUGGUGGUAGUAGUGGUGGAGGCGGCAGCGUCGGUAAUUGUGGUGGUGGUGGUGGCGGUGGCGGUGGUGGUGGUAGUGGUAGCCACUACGGUGGCGGCGACGAUGAUGGUGGUGGUGGUAGCGGCGGUGGUGGUUAG
Vigna radiata var. radiata (mung bean) is the source of this 354-nucleotide messenger RNA. Its product is annotated as putative glycine-rich cell wall structural protein 1. The transcript has 2 exons. The record is from RefSeq and is a predicted model, not a curated record. NCBI's taxonomy places the organism in Eukaryota, Viridiplantae, Streptophyta, Magnoliopsida, Fabales, Fabaceae. The coding region runs from base 1 to 354 and encodes 117 amino acids.